AUGGGUAUCUUUGAUAAUUUGAAGUCAUUUGUUCAUUCCAUCACUACUGAUGAUCAUUACGCUUCUUACGAUUCUCCUUAUAGAAAUUCUGUGAUUCAAAAUGGUUCAAACAUCGGAGGUCUGGCAAGAAACCUGAGUUCCAGAUUAUCAGAAUUGAAUAGAUUAGCUACAUUGAAUUCUUCCAGUCAUUCGCUUGUUGAUGGAGCUUCUGUUGGUUAUAGACCAGGUUUACGUUCAAGUGCUGUGAAUUCUACUUCUGAUUUACCUUUACAGAACUUUAAUAGUGAAGGUCAACCUCCACUUCCUUCAAUUGAAAGUUUAUGGGACACUCUUGAAAAAUGGCUCGAAGAAGAGUACCCGGAACUUGAAGAUGCUUUGAAUGAUGGUGUUACAACAGCUGAUUUGAAUGAAUUUGAAAAUGAUAUUGGUUGUGGUGAUUUACCAGUGGAAUUUAGACAAUUUUAUAAAAGACAUGAUGGUCAAUUCUCAAAUGGGAAACCAACAGGUUUGAUUAUGGGUUUAUUACUUUUGGAUUUGGAAUCAAUUGUUCAAGAACAUUCCAUCUGGGGUAAAGUAAAUGAAAAAUUGGCUAAACAACAAUACUUAUCUCAACAGAAGCUUGCCUCAUCUCAUUCAAACUCUCCAGUUAUAAAUCCAGAUGUCACUCCCACUUCAUCAGCUUCCUCAGCUGCUGCUGCUGGUUUGCCACAAUCAUUUGUAGAGCACCAAAGAUCUAUACCCCCUAAUGCCAUUCAACCAGUGUAUUGUCACAAUGGAUGGGUUCCUAUCAUUAAGGACAAUUGUGGGAAUCAAAUUGCUCUUGAUCUCGUCCCUGGAACUGCUGGAACCUGGGGUCAAGUGAUUCUUUUUGGUAGAGACUUUGAUACCAAAUUGGUUAUUGCCAGAUCGUUCCAUGAAUUUGUCUUUUUAUUUGUUAGUGAUUUGCAAAAUGGUAACUUUAAGAUUGAUUCCAAGGCUGAACUUCAUGAUUAUGCUUAUGGAGAAAUUAUUCGUGAUGAUGAUGAUUAUAUGAUUGGUGAUGAUGAAGAAGAUCUGGGUGAGUUACAAUUUCUUGACAGAGACAAUGAAUUUACUGAAAAAUUACAAGAUAAGGUUAGUUAUGUUGAGAUAUGGAAAAAGAGAGCUUUAAAGAAGUAUGGUGUUGCUGAAAAUUAUUCAACCAUUUAUUCUCCACCUCCUCCAUCAAGAAAACAAGUUAAUAAACCCACAAAAGGGUCCGGUUUAAGUACUCCUGUUAGAACUGGAAGUCCGUCAUUCAAUAUUAGCUCAAACAAGGCCGAAACAGUUGCUCCUGUAUCUAUUCCUAAGGAAACGGUUAUUGACGAUUUGGCUAAUGUUGUUCUUGAAGAUAGUCCAUCUAAGGAGGUCCCUCAAAUUGUGAAGACAGCUCCAAAGGAAGAACCAAAGAAAGAAUCUAAGGUCGAACCAAAAGAGGAAUCAAAGAUUGAAUCAAAGAUUGAAUCAAAGGAAGAACCUAAGACUGAAUCUAAGACUGAAUCAAAGGAAGAGACUAAGGAAGAACCUAAGACUGAAUCUAAGACUGAAUCUAAGAACGAAGAAGAAAAGACAAAAUCUAAUGAUGAACCCAAUAACGAAUCCAAGGAUGAAUCAAACGAUGAACCCAAGGACGAACCAAAGAAAAAUAUGAAAGAUGAUGAAGACUCUGAAGAAACUUCUGAGCCAAAGCCGGAAUCGGUUUAG
Messenger RNA from Lizanozyma spartinae, 1722 nucleotides. It is a transcript of the gene SMI1, whose product is annotated as Smi1p. Gene Ontology annotation, biological process: cell wall biogenesis; regulation of fungal-type cell wall biogenesis. The record is from RefSeq and is a predicted model, not a curated record. The transcript has a single exon. Gene Ontology annotation, cellular component: mating projection tip. NCBI's taxonomy places the organism in Eukaryota, Fungi, Ascomycota, Pichiomycetes, Serinales, Debaryomycetaceae. The coding region runs from base 1 to 1722 and encodes 573 amino acids.